Messenger RNA from Poecilia latipinna (sailfin molly), 3927 nucleotides. RefSeq lists its product as uncharacterized. Gene Ontology annotation, biological process: proteolysis. The transcript is spliced from 2 exons. The record is from RefSeq and is a predicted model, not a curated record. Gene Ontology annotation, molecular function: aspartic-type endopeptidase activity. Lineage: Eukaryota; Metazoa; Chordata; Actinopteri; Cyprinodontiformes; Poeciliidae. The coding region runs from base 968 to 2674 and encodes 568 amino acids.
AAGGAGACGCUUUACCAUUACAUCCGAGAAGAGUUUCUAAAAAAGUCUGCAGCGUCUGAGGAGCAGGCAGCUGAUUACAUGGACUGAAGACACUCCCUGAAAUCACACCAUGUCUCUGUGGCCUGAUAAGUUUCUGUUUCUCUGAGGAAUGAGCCUUAGUGUCUAACAGAAUCAUAGAUCUAACUCUGUAAAAUGGGCCUUUUGUCUAACGGCAUGUGACUCUUUCUCAACCUGGUAAAGCGUCUCAGCAAUAGCGAUGAAGUGUGUAGAAGGGUAAAACAAGUUGUGCCUUUUUAUGGAAGGAUAAAAAGAAACGGUUCAUUACAGAAAUAAGCAGGUUGACAAAUGAAUGCCAGAAAAAUAACAUUGACACAAUGUCUAAUAAGAGAUUCCAUGAAGAUUUGAAAAGUAGGAAGUUGUGUCUACCUCAUUAUUUUAACCUGUUCUAUAUUGUUUACAGGUUAGUAGAGAAAAAUCAGCGUCUGUUACACCGACACCAGCCCUGGUGCGUGUCACAGAUUCUUGGGGGCUUGUCCGGGAUCGGCACCACCCACUGGUCAGGAGCUGAUCCAAAUAUUGAUGACUGGGACCAGGAGCGAGCAGUUUCUACUACAAUUUGGAGUACUAAAAGGAGAGACUGUCUUGACAGGGGUCAGUGGUUGGCCUUUGAGACUGAGUGUGAGAAGGGAAGAGAGCAACUAGUCGGAUGUUGGAUGAAAAGGCCUGGUGUGAGACAUUAGGAAAAGUCUUCCGAACCUGUCUGCAAGCGAACUCUUUCAGAUCGCCAAACAUGUUGGUCCUGUGCCUGACAAAGAUCUGUCUAUGCUAGAGAUGAUGAUCCUGAGGGCUGCCUGGAAUACAUUAAUGCAUUCAUGUACAGUAAAACCUCUCUGUGAGUCAGAGGACAAAGGGAUGGUUAAAUUAUUGGUUGACCACUAUUGACAAAGUGGUCCAAGUACGUAAAGUAAUGUUGGCAGAGAAGGUUUCUGAUGUUGAUGUUAAUGCCAUUGUUGAACCAUAUAACAUAACUCUUACUAAAUCCUCUAACACAACACAGGGUGUGGUUAGUGACCUGAGUCCACCUACUACCAUACAUUACUCAGACAAAAUGUCUGCAGCUCAAACAAACAUUGCUGUCACUACAUAUGACAACACUAACACAGCUGCAGUAAAUCCAACAGCAUCCAUACUAAAUGAUGAUUUGCAAACAAUUCUGUUAAGCUACACAGACCUGGGCAAAAAGCUGAUGCAGUGUGUUGACCCUUCGGUUACAAACCCAGCUUCACCUCAGUUUGCAGCUACCAGAGUUGGGGCAUCCCGAGACCUUAAAGUGGAAAGCGGGCCAAAUGGCAACCACCAGCAGCAAUAUGAACAAUUUGUCCCCAUCAGAGAACUUUCAUUUCUUCCCCGGAGAGAAUUUAAGAUUCAAGGUGGCCAGAUUGGUGAUGAUUCAUCUGACAUAUCCUACAGUAAUGUGUGUAGACAAAUUGACAAGGGGAUUCAAAAUAACUUUGCUGACUCUGAUAUUGUCCAGGCUAUGCUCAAGAUAAUUAAACCAGGUAACUUCAAAGACAUGUUGAUAAACAAAGGUGAUAUGAAAGUUACAGAGCUGAAGGGAUUUCUACAAUCUCAUCUGAGGGAGAAGAAUAGCGCUGAACUGUUUCAAGAGUUGAUUUGCACCAAACAGCUUGACAGUGAGACUCCACAACAGUUUCUUUACAGAGUAAUGGGACUAAAACAGCGAAUAAUGUUCACUUCUAACCUCCCUGAUGCCAGUAUUAAGUACAGCAAGGCAACAGUUCAAGAUGUAUUCUUACACACUGUUUAUCAGGGGCUCGGGCAUAAACACAAUGACAUUCGAAGGGAGCUGAAAUCCCUCUUGGCUGAACCUGAUGUCAAAGACGAGAAAAUCCUAAGGCAUGUAAUGAGGAUAACAAGUGAGGAAAAUGAGAGACGACAAAGAUUAGGACCUGUACCCUGUCAGAACCUCGCCACUGUCCGCAGUGCACAGUUUGACACCGACACACCACUAGAACAACAUGCAGCACACCAGAGGAGCAAGUCAGUUGUCGACACUGACAUCAUCAACCAGCUAACCUCAAGAAUUGAUGCUCUCACUCAAAUGGUGGCUUCUUUGAAACAAGGUGCAAGAGCACAACAGUUUGAGCAAGCCUGCCAGUGUUCACAAAGAAGAAUAGGUCAGGUGAGGAGACAGAGAGCAAACAGCUGUCCCACCUGUGUUGAAAAUGGCUCAUCAAAUUGUAACCAUUGUUUCUUUUGUGGUGUAGAGGGUCACAGCGCUGUUGGCUGCCUCAAAAGGUUGCAGCAGCAGGAAAACUACAGCCGGUCACUGGAGAAGGGACAACCAGUGACCGGGGUCCAGCCCCAACCAAAGACAACAUCAAGUCUACAAGAUACCCCUGUCUCCACAGCUGGGGUGACAAAGAGACCAUCUCAGAGAAAAGAAAAUAGUGCUAAUUUGUCACAGGACUCAGUAAUCAAGAAAAAUGAACAGGUUGCAAGGCUGAUUGAGAGAAAAGGUCUGAUCCAGUGCUACCUUAAUGGACUAGAUGUAAAUGCAUUACUAGACACGGGGGCCCAAGUCAGCAUGAUUGAUUGCACCUGGAAAAACAAACAUUUGCCAAAUAUUGACAUUCAACCUCUGGACUACUGAACAAUGAAGAUGAAAGUGAAUUACAAGUAUAUGCUGUCAAUGGGGAUCUGAUUCCAUUUGAUGGAUGGGUUGCCAUAACUGUAAAUCUACCUGGAAAUGAAGACCCCAAUCUGAUGAUUAGGGAGCUUUUCUGGUGAGCAGUCUGUCCAUUGAAAGACCCCUACUUGGUUUCUAUGUAGUGGAUGAACUGAUCCUGGGACAACAAAACAAGCCAACACUCCAACACUCAUAAUGUUAUUCUGUGGGGCCAUCUCAAUCUCAAAAGAUAAAGCUGAGAGGAUAGUGAAUUGCAUAUCCACCACUAAACCCAGCAUACAACAGGGGUGCCUCAAGGUUGGCCGACAUGAUGUCAUCAUUCCAGCAGGGCAAGUUUCAUGGAUAAAAUGCAGGGUCCCAUGUAAUAUGGACCCUUCUGACUGCCUUGUCCCUUUAGAGCCAGGUGAAGAGGGUGCAACCCCACAAGAGUUGGAUGUUGGAGGGGGUUUGUUUGAAAUUCAGAGCUAACUACUUUGUUUGUUCCUGUUGGAAACAACAAAAACAUGACAUAGUCCUGCCCCAACAGACUACUUUAGGUUGGAUUCAGUCAAUCAAGAGUGGUAGAGACGUACUCACCUAUUGAUGAUGCUGGGGACCAGCCAGAAACUACUGUGAAGAUCAGCAGCACGACUACUGCAACUGCUGAUGAAAAUUCCACUCAGUGGCACCCCCACCAGUUGACCUUAGCCAUGUGGAGGAGGAACUGAAGGAGAAAGUGACAGAGAUGCUCUACGAAGAGUCAACAGUCUUUGUUCAAAAUGAAAGCGACAUUGGUUGCAUACCAAAUCUUCAAAUGUCAGUCACUGUCAAAGAUGAUAUUCCUGUUCAGAGAGCGUAUACCAGUGUACCCAAACCACUGCUAAAAUAAGUCAGAGUACAUCCAAGAUCUCCUGCCAAAAGGGUGGAUAGUAAAAUCUAAAUCCCCAUAUUUAGCUCCAGUUGUGUGUGUGAGAAAAAAGGAUGGGACACUGCAGCUGUGCAUCGACUAUCGUCUAUUAAACCAAAAGACUGUCCCUGAUUGAAGGAGCAUUAGAAGGACCAUCUCUCACAAAUUGUACAUGCAUACAAUUGUACGAGACAUGAGUCCACUGGUUUCUCACCUUAUUAUUUGAUGUUCAGCCACCACCCCUACGGCUGCCAGUUGAUCCCUUAGGGUGCGUUCACACUGCAGCCUGAAGUGACUCAAUUCCGGUUUUUUUGACGUAAUGCGACCUGUA